This is a messenger RNA of Frieseomelitta varia, 1279 nucleotides long. RefSeq names its product tubulin-folding cofactor B (gene TBCB). Gene Ontology annotation, biological process: post-chaperonin tubulin folding pathway; cytoplasmic microtubule organization; tubulin complex assembly. NCBI's taxonomy places the organism in Eukaryota, Metazoa, Arthropoda, Insecta, Hymenoptera, Apidae. The transcript is spliced from 6 exons. The record is from RefSeq and is a predicted model, not a curated record. Gene Ontology annotation, cellular component: nucleus; cytoplasm; microtubule plus-end. Gene Ontology annotation, molecular function: microtubule plus-end binding; alpha-tubulin binding. Bases 450 to 1187 code for a protein of 245 amino acids.
UCACAUUAUCCGAAUAUUAUCGCAUAUUCUUUAUAAGAAUCGAAUUGAUAUAAGAAAUUGUACAUUAUUAUUAUGUAUUCAUGUUUAUGUUUGAAAUUAGUCGCGUGAAGGAAAAAAAUUUUGUAAUUUAUCAAGCAAGAAUUCCAUUUCAAUGUUGAAAUUUAAGUUGAAACGUUGAAACUGCAAAUUUGACGAUCUGUCAAACUAGACUAUUUGUUUAUCUACAUACGUGUAUAAAUAUCUUGUUCAUUUUAUUUUUGUACGUUCGUAAUAUAGAAAUAGCAUUACGUUUUUUAUCGGAAUUUGUAAUUAUCAUUAUUCGACAAACGAGUUAUUUUGCGAAAUCUUAACUUCAGUGUUACAAUUUACAUAACCUACAAAUAUAAAGUUUGAAGCAAUUCAGAAGUUCGAUCGCAUACUAAAGAAUUACGUUCUUCUUUAUUGUAAACAUGAGCGCUUAUAACGUAAUAACAUCGGAUUUUGUAAAUCUAUCUAUUACUAGUAAUUCUAGCCACAACUCAUAUUGCGUAGAACGACGAUUUCAAAAAGGAAUAACAAUUGAUGAAUUUAAAGGAAAAUUGGAACUUGUUACUGGUGGUAAUCCAAUGACAAUGAAAAUUGAGGUAUAUGAUAAAAAUGACAAAUUAAUUUGCAAGUUAGAUGAUGGUCAACGUUUAUUAGGCUCUUAUCCUAUUGAUGAUGGAAUGCGAAUACAUGUGAUAGAUAAUUUUUCCCGCACUGAGGAAAAUUUAAAUAAUGUUGAGAAAUUUGAAAUAUCUGAAGAAGAAUACGCCAAGAGAACGGGUACUGUGAAAGCAUUUUUGGAAAAAAAUAAAUUAGGAAAAUAUAAUGAGGAAGAAAUGAAGAAAAGAGCAGAAGAAAAGAAGCAAGAAGAAGAAGCAGAAGUAGCAGCUGCACAGUUAUGCAAAGUAGGUGAUCGUUGUGAAGUUUGUGUACCAAAUCAACCAAAACGAAGAGCUACAGUUAUGUAUGUUGGGAAAACAGAGUUUAAAGAAGGUUGGUGGAUCGGAGUAAAAUAUGACGAACCACUUGGUAAAAAUGACGGAACUGUCAAUGGGAAAAAAUAUUUCGAAUGUUUAUCGAAAUAUGGAGGAUUUGUAAAACCAAUACAUGUGAAGAUAGGAGACUUUCCUGAAGAAGAAUUUAACUUGGAUGAAGAAUUAUAAAAUAUCAACGUGUUUUGCCAUGUUCUGUUUUUUAUUAUAAAUUAUAACUUAGAAGAAAUUUAAAAUUAAUAAUAUUUAUUACGUAUAAAAAU